Molecule: messenger RNA, 1281 nt
Organism: Vanrija pseudolonga
Lineage: Eukaryota; Fungi; Basidiomycota; Tremellomycetes; Trichosporonales; Trichosporonaceae
Product: putative mitochondrial carrierc
Exons: 6
Coding region: 157-1056 (299 amino acids)
Cellular component (GO): mitochondrion
Molecular function (GO): guanine nucleotide transmembrane transporter activity
Source: RefSeq, a predicted model, not a curated record
ACUUGAUUCGUGGGGAGAUAUCAGCAACCAGAGAGACUUUCGGAUAACGACUCGGUCUGUGGGUACACAGAAAAAAGGCAGCACCGACAACAGCGCCCAUCACUCCUCUCUAUCCCCUUCUCUAGACCCCCCUAGAUCACCAAAAGAAGCACCACCAUGUCCCCCCCUGGCGACUUCAAGCGCGAGAGCGGCACCGCUCGUAUCCUGGGCUCGGGCACGUCGGGCAUCGCCGAGCUCCUCGUCUUCCACCCCGUCGACACGAUCGCCAAGCGCCUCAUGUCGAACCGCUCGCACGCGUCCCUCGGCAACCUCAACCAGAUCAUCUUCAAGAAUGCCGCCAACGCCCCCGUGCUCACAAAGUUCAUGAGCUUGUUCCCCGGUCUCGGCUACGCCGCGGGCUACAAGGUCGCCCAGCGCGUCUACAAGUUUGGCGGACAGCCAUACUUCCGCGACUUGAUUGACAAGUCGAGCGGCACGUGGUUCCGCGAGACGUUUGGCAAGAAGAACGGACAGCUGCUCAUGCAGGCUUCGGCUGGAUCGCUCACGGGUAUCGGAGAGGUCGUGCUCCUCCCCCUCGAUGUGCUCAAGAUCAAGAUGCAGACCAACCCCGACGCGCUCAAGGGCCGCGGCCUCUUCAAGCUCAUCACCGAGGAGGGUAUCUCGUCGCUCUACCGUGGCUGGGGAUGGACCAUGGCUCGUAACGCCCCCGGAUCGUUCGCUCUCUUCGGUGGUUCGGCUGCUACCAAGCAGUACCUCUUCCACAUUGACGACUCGUCCAAGUCGACCUGGGCCCAGAACUUUGUCGCUUCCAUCGGUGGUGCCGUUGCCUCGAUCACUGUCGCUGCUCCCCUCGACGUCGUCAAGACCCGUAUCCAGAACGCCAACUUCAACGCCAACCUCUCGGGUGUCACCAUCAUUCGGGACAUGGUUCGCACUGAGGGUGUUGGUUCCUUCUUCAAGGGUCUUACCCCCAAGAUCCUUGUCGUCGGCCCCAAGCUCGUCUUCUCGUACACUCUUGCUCAGAGCUUGAUCCCCUUCUUCGGCAAGUACGUCUAAGCUGUAAAAAUGAGCGGUUGUGUCUAGAGGAGGCAGCCUCGCGCUCGCUCGCACAGUCGCACUUGUGCCUAGAAGAGACUGCCUCAGUUUUCCGGUACUGUGUUGCCAUACCCCUCCCCUCGGUCCCUCGGUCCCGUCCCACUGUGCCUAGUUGCAGUUGCUCUCUGCUGCUAUGCAAAUGUACACCUAGAGCCAGAACACCACUCGAUGCAUCGGUCUAUAUGA